UAAUAUUCUCUAUUCUCCAAGACGUUGGCGUCCGGUAGUAACUUGUACCCCUCACUCACAUCCCAGCUUCCCGCGGUCAUGGAACAAUCAACUCGAAAGGCCCUUCCGAGCUUGAGCCACGGCAUUGGAUCUUACAGAAGCCGUAGAGCUAUUAUCUUGGCCGUUUCAUUAUUCAAUUUGGCAUGUCUAUUACGCACAUGGAUAUUCCAAAACGUAAAGUCAGGACUGGAUAUAGCUCAGGUGCAGAGAUGCGCCAUCGAUAAUCUCCAAGCCGACCUAUCUUUUCUCGACGGGACAUCGCCGAUAAGCAAAUACGAGUUCAUAGAAAGAAGAGAUCGUCUCGCACGAGCUUUAGUCGCAUCUAAUGUCGAUGCUUUUGUUCUCGAGCCAGGCUAUACCUUCCAAUACUACGGAAACACCUCACAAAGUGAUUGGGAGCCCUGGGAGCCCGAAGAAAGACCGUUCUUGAUGAUAAUCUUACCCGUAAGCUCUGAGUCCGGGGCAGUUUCUGCCAAGACGGCUUUUCUCGCUCCACAUUUUGAGGAAGGCCGAGUCCGCAUGCUCGGGAUUCCCUCCCGAGAGCCUGAAUUGGACAUUGUAACUUGGGAGGAACACUGGGAUCCUUACGGCACCCUGCGACAGUCUCAUCUGUUCGCUGAUACUGGCAUGCAUGAGCAUGGGAGGAAACCUAGACUCAUAAUAGAUGAAGAAUUGCGGGAUUUCAUUGCUCGCGGACUUGCAAAUGCUGGAUUCGAGACGUUCGGAUUAAGCGCCGAAGUCGAAUUAGUGAGACAGCUGAAAAGCUCCGCCGAGGUAGAAUUGCUCCGCGCUGUGAACACAGGGACUGUGGCGGCCGUAAGGGCGAUGCGUCCAUGCCUCGUGGCAGAUUUGACCGAAGACGAGGUACGAAAUAUUCUUGAUGCAUCGCUGCUCUCGGUGGGUUUUACCCUCUUCUUCAACAUUGUGCUCUUCGAAGAAGAUGGCGCCUUGCCUCACGGUGGCUUUGUCGUUGGCCAAAAGAAAUUAAGCCAUGAGACAAUGGUUGUGAUCGAUGUCGGGGCGCAUUACUUGGGAUACUCUUCCGAUAUCUGCCGCAGCUUUUUCAUAGACUCAGCAGCAGAAAGGGGCAAAACAUACUAUAGCUUAAUUUCACCUCUCCUUAUGACGAUGGACCUGCUGCCUAGGUCCAUCCAAGUUCCUAGAGGGGACCCUAAGCUGCAUGCAGAAAAGUUGAAAGUAUGGAAUAUUGUACUAGAGGCCCAGACGGCUGCAUCUAGGGAGUUUAAAGCGAAUAAUACCGCGGCGAGUGUCGACCUUGCUGCCCGUAAGAUCAUUGAAAAUGCAGGAUAUGGUCAUGCCUUUACGCAUCGGCUGGGUCACGGAAUUGGAAUUAAGGCCCACGAGUCACCAUACUUGAAUAAGUGGAAUACAAAAAGUAUCCUCCAACCUGGGAUGACUUUUACAAACGAACCUGGGAUAUAUCUGGAAGGUAAAUUUGGUGUUCGUCACGAAGAUAUCUAUCUUGUAAAAGAACACGGUGAUGCCGAGCUAUUAACAGGGCGGAGGGCUACGGGUCCCUAUGACCCUUGAGAAGUAUGACAUGGCGAAGGCCCUUAAUUCCAGAUUCCCGCUUGUUACAAACAAGACUACCUAGGUACCAUUGAUCUUAUUACGAGAGAGUUCGAACUCCCUAUCGGGUUUGACCACGUCAGUACCCGAGAUGAGUAUACGGCGGAGGCAACGAUUCACUCACGGGCCCGAUAAAUGAGGAACUAUUAAGACAGUAGAAAACGAUACUAAUUGUAUUUAUGGCGUCGUAUGAUUACCUUUAGUAGGCUAGGUACUUAGAUACUCAUACAAAUUUGACUGAAUUAACUCAA
Daldinia loculata is the source of this 1880-nucleotide messenger RNA. Its product is annotated as Prolidase/Aminopeptidase P-like protein. Lineage: Eukaryota; Fungi; Ascomycota; Sordariomycetes; Xylariales; Hypoxylaceae. Bases 79 to 1590 code for a protein of 503 amino acids. The record is from RefSeq and is a predicted model, not a curated record. The transcript is spliced from 4 exons.